Messenger RNA from Gloeophyllum trabeum ATCC 11539, 4326 nucleotides. RefSeq names its product P-loop containing nucleoside triphosphate hydrolase protein. The transcript is spliced from 19 exons. Bases 109 to 4125 code for a protein of 1338 amino acids. Gene Ontology annotation, cellular component: membrane. Lineage: Eukaryota; Fungi; Basidiomycota; Agaricomycetes; Gloeophyllales; Gloeophyllaceae. Gene Ontology annotation, molecular function: ATP binding; ABC-type transporter activity; ATP hydrolysis activity. The record is from RefSeq and is a predicted model, not a curated record. Gene Ontology annotation, biological process: transmembrane transport.
CACUCCAUCUUUCGCUCCCUUCCUUUAUACUUAUUUCCCGCUCGACAUCUGCUGAGGCGGCAGCAACCACACUAGACUCGCUGGGCAUCCCAACUACAGCUGCCAGCAAUGUCUACCUCUGCUGAGAGCGUCAACCUGAAGUCGCAGCAGAAAAAGGCCAAGGACGGCUUAUUCUCAAGGAAGAACAAGGAGGAGCAGAAGACCAGCGAGAAGGUGCAGGGGCAGGUCAAUGAGAAGCAGACAAGCGAGGGCACCGUCAUUCUCGACGAUGGGCGGCCAAGGGUGGAGGAAAUCCGUCCUGUCGGAUUCGCGUCGCUUUUCAGGUUCUCGACGAGACUUGAGCUUUUCCUCGACUUCAUUGGUUUAAUCGCAGCCGCCGCGGCCGGCGCUGCGCAACCCCUCAUGAGUUUGCUCUUCGGGCGUUUGACGCAAGAUUUUGUUGCUUUCGGAAUAACUUCUGAAGCUGCAGCGGCAGGUGAUCCAGCUGCCCAGGCAGCUCUGCCCGCUGCCGCUUCGAAUUUUAGGCAUUCUGCUGCUCAAAAUGCGCUCUACCUCACGCUUAUCGGCGUCGGCAUGUUUGUUUGCACCUACCUUUACAUGCUGAUAUGGGUAUGGACCGGCGAGGUCAACGCCAAGCGCGUUCGCGAAAGAUACUUGCAAGCGGUUUUGAGACAGGAUAUUGCGUAUUUCGAUAAUGUCGGCGCUGGAGAGGUCGCUACUCGCAUCCAGACUGACACGCACUUGGUCCAACAAGGCAUCUCAGAGAAGGUUGCUCUCGUAGUGAACUUCUUCGCUGCAUUCGUCACUGGUUUCGUGCUUGCGUAUAUCCGAUCAUGGCGUCUGGCCCUUGCUUUGUCCUCCAUCUUGCCUUGUAUUGCUGUGACCGGGGGUGUUAUGAACAAGUUCAUCUCCACCUACAUGCAGCUCUCCCUCAAGUACGUCGCUGAGGGCGGCACUCUCGCUGAAGAGGUCAUUUCAACUGUCCGCACUGCACAAGCCUUCGGCACGCAGAGAAUCCUUGCGGACCUGUACGACAAGUACAUUCUGGACUCUCGAAAAGUUGACUUGAAAGCUGCGCAGUGGCAUGGGUGCGGUCUUGCUGUGUUUUUCUUUGUAAUUUAUUCUGCGUAUGCACUGGCUUUCAACUUUGGUACUACCCUCAUCAACGAAGGACAUGCUCAACCCGGGACUGUUGUCAACGUUAUCCUCGCUAUCCUAAUCGGUUCAUUCUCCUUGGCUCUUCUUGCCCCCGAGAUGCAGGCGAUCACACACGGACGCGGUGCCGCGGCCAAGCUCUAUGCUACUAUUGAUCGUGUCCCUUCUAUCGAUUCUGCUAGCCCUGCUGGUCUGAAGCCCGAGAAUGUGACAGGCCACAUCAGCUUCGAGCACGUCAAAUUCAACUACCCCUCUCGACCUAAUGUGCCCAUUGUCAAGGACCUCACGAUCGAGUUCCCUGCUGGGAAGACCUGUGCGCUUGUAGGCGCAUCCGGUUCUGGCAAGUCCACGAUCGUCAGCAUGAUCGAGCGGUUCUACGACCCUAUUGAAGGUGUUGUCAGAUUAGAUGGCACUGACCUUCGGGAGCUCAACCUGAAGUGGUUGCGAAGCCAGAUCGGUCUUGUCAGUCAGGAGCCGACGCUGUUUGCCACCACUAUCAAAGGCAACGUCGCGCACGGCCUCAUCAAUACUCCUUUUGAGCACGCUUCGGAGGAGGAGAAGAUGAAGCUGAUUACUGAGGCGUGUAUUAAGGCCAAUGCUCACGGCUUCAUCACCAAGAUGCCGAUGGGUUACGACACCAUGGUCGGUGAGCGCGGUUUCUUGAUGAGUGGUGGACAGAAGCAGCGUAUCGCCAUUGCCCGUGCUAUCGUCAGUGACCCCAAGAUUCUGUUGCUGGACGAGGCUACCUCCGCGCUGGACACCCAGAGUGAGGGUAUUGUGCAGGACGCUUUGGACAAGGCCGCCCAGGGCAGGACGACUAUCACCAUCGCUCACCGGCUGUCUACCAUCAAGAAUGCUGACCGCAUCUUUGUCAUGGGCGAGGGUCUCGUGCUUGAGCAGGGCACACACGAGGAGCUCCUGCGCGAUGAGAACGGGCCCUACUCGAAACUCGUGGCGGCUCAGAGGCUUCGGGAGCGCAAGGAAGAAGAUGCGAAGGGUGACGUUGAGAGCGACACUGACUCUACGGACGUUGGCACUCAGCAAGAGCACCAUCACGAGGAUAUGGAGAAACAAGCCGCCGCCGAAGUCCCCCUUGGAAGGAGCAACACGAACCACAGUCUGGCUAGCGAGAUCAUCAAGCAGAAGCAGGCGCAGGCGGAGAAGAGCCGGGACAAAAGGCAGACAGGCGAGGAGGACUACUCGCUCGUGUACCUUUUCCGGCGCAUGGGUAUCAUCAACCGGGAGGGUUGGUGGCGGUAUGCCGUCGGUUCCAUCUUCGCUAUCUUGUCCGGCGGUGUCUAUCCCGCGUUCGGUGUUGUCUUUGCCAAGGGUAUCAACGGAUUCUCUAUGCAGGACCCCCAUGCGCGACGCGUACAGGGUGACCAUUCCGCUUUAUACUUCUUCAUCAUUGCUUUGGGCUCUACGUUAAGCAUUGGCAUGCAGAAUUACCUCUUCGCCUCGUCCGCUGCUACCCUUACUGCUAGACUUCGCAGCCUUGGGUUUAAGGCAGUUCUGCGACAGGAUAUUGCUUUCUUCGAUAAGGAUGAGAAUAGUACCGGUAGUCUCACAUCAGGGCUAAGUGAUAACCCUCAGAAGGUCAAUGGUCUGGCUGGUAUUACUCUCGGGGCUAUUGUCCAGAGUAUUUCUACAUUGGUUUCGGGUAUGAUCCUCGGUCUCGUCUUCGGGUGGAAAUUGGCUCUUGUUGGCAUCGCCUGCACUCCGGCUUUGGUUUCUACGGGUUACAUUCGUCUGCGCGUCGUCGUCUUGAAGGACCAGAAGAACAAGAAGGCACACGAAGGUUCCGCGCAACUUGCUUGCGAGGCGGCUGGCGCCAUUCGGACUGUGGCCUCUCUCACCCGUGAGGAGGACUGCCUGCGUCUGUACAGCGAGAGUCUGGAAGAGCCCUUGCGCAAGUCAAACCGCACUGCUAUCUACAGCAAUGCGCUGUACUCCCUCUCUCAGGCUAUAGUUUUCUUCGUCAUUUCCCUCGUUUUCUGGUACGGGUCGCGGUUGGUGGCUAGUCAAGAAUACUCGGUCUUCAAAUUCUUUGUCUGUCUCAUGAGUACAACAUUCGGUGCCAUCCAAGCCGGGAACGUGUUCUCCUUCGUGCCGGAUAUCUCCUCAGCGAAGGGCGCGGGAUCCGAUAUCAUCCGACUGCUGGAUUCUACGCCCGAAAUAGACGCGGAAUCCAAGGAAGGGGACAUCCUCGACCACGUUGAAGGUCGCAUUGAGUUCAAGGGCAUUCACUUCCGUUAUCCAACCCGGCCUGGUGUCCGUGUCCUUCGCGAUCUCAACCUCACCAUCCAGCCAGGCUCGUAUGUUGCACUGGUCGGCGCUAGCGGCUCCGGAAAGAGUACCACUAUCCAACUUAUUGAGCGCUUCUACGACCCGUUAGCUGGCAAAGUCUUGCUUGAUGGCCACAAUAUCGCCGAUCUGAACGUGCAGGAGUACCGGAAGCACAUUGCCUUGGUGUCUCAGGAGCCAACUCUAUAUGCGGGCACUGUUCGUUUCAAUAUCCUUCUCGGUGCUACCAAGCCGGAGUCGGAAGUCACGCAAGAGGAAAUCGAGAACGCUUGCCGCUCAGCGAAUAUCCUGGAAUUCAUCCAGUCUCUACCCAAUGGCUUCGAUACGGAAGUCGGCGGCAAAGGCUCUCAGCUAUCUGGGGGCCAGAAGCAACGUAUCGCUAUUGCCCGGGCCUUGCUUCGGAAUCCGAAAGUCCUUCUUUUGGAUGAGGCUACUUCCGCUCUGGAUUCCAAUUCGGAGAAGGUUGUACAACAGGCUCUCGAUCAGGCAGCGAAGGGUCGGACAACGAUUGCUAUCGCUCACCGACUUUCAACCAUCCAGAACGCUGACUGCAUAUACUUCAUCAAAGACGGACGGGUAGCGGAAGCCGGUACCCACGACGAACUGCUAUCAAUGAAGGGUGACUACUACGAAUACGUACAAUUACAAGCACUGAGCAAGAAGUGAGGAUCUACAACAGACAGACUUUGGCCAUGGGACUCCUAGAUCACGAUCUCGCUACCACUGUAUCACGACUCAUACCACGCCGCUUUUCUUUAUAUUAAUAUCUACUGGUACAACGCUUUCGUUUUCGCUACUUCGCAUUAGGGAAUACUGUUAUUUUCAGACUGUCGUCGUCGUAAUUUUGCUAUUGAUGCAUGCAUGGAA